GUGUCUAGUACAGGGCUAAAGAACAUUGUGUCGACCAUGCAGAAAAUUAAUCCAUCACUCUCUAUCUUCUUCUCCAGAUUGUCUCCCAUGUUUCUUUUUGACGUCAAGGAUCCUCUUUCUAAACUACCACUAACUAUGGUGAUUAACAAGGUCAUAUUAUGUGUUUCUGCAAUUGGUUUUCCUGAUGCCUUUAUAAGGCGUGUUAUGGAGAUUGGGCCGUUGCAUGUUGAUAGAUUAGACUUCAGUGAUCACCAUUCUAUAAAGCCAAAUGAUGUAAAUAAGAUCAUAAAAAUCCUCACGCUUCUACAUAGUAGAUUUGGUACCAACGCUACUGUACUCGUCACAGAAAAGGAUUAUGAUCGUGAUCCUGAGAUUCUAAGAGAGAUUGAUGAUUUCCAAAUCAUGGUCCUUUGUUCUUCACUACAAAUCAUGCCUUUUGAGGAUCGAACAGAAGAGGAUUUCAGAAUGGUUCUGAACAAGCUCGUGCUUUCAAUCUGACUAGGAUUUCAGCAGAGGAUUUAUGCAGUUCUUUCUACAAUAGUUGUGACCCAGAAAAAAAAAAAGAUGUAGAAUGUAAUUUUUUUCUGUGAUUGGUAGAACGGUGUUCCUAUGAUAAUUUAAGCAAGAUCUUCAUUGUAACAUUUGGAUUUGGUUUGAAUUAGGUUCAAAUCAAAUUUCAAUCAGUUGGAAUUCAUCUCUGACGCGGGAGAGUCCUGCAAAUCAUGGGAUUGGGCCUCUCCCUCCAUUUCUCUAUUUCUUGCUCUUUCACAAACUCUCACUCUCAUUUCUUAUCUUUCUGGCUCGUUCUCCCUUUAUUGCUCUCUCUCUCUCUUGGUGUCUUUUUUGUCACCGACUCUUCUCUAUCCCUCUUGAUCUCUCUGUCUCUCUCUAUCUCUCUCCCUACUCUCUCUCAGAAACCCCUUCUUUUUUGUCCCUCACUCUUCCUUCAUCUCCCUCC
Messenger RNA from Phalaenopsis equestris, 958 nucleotides. Its product is annotated as probable tetraacyldisaccharide 4'-kinase, mitochondrial. NCBI's taxonomy places the organism in Eukaryota, Viridiplantae, Streptophyta, Magnoliopsida, Asparagales, Orchidaceae. The record is from RefSeq and is a predicted model, not a curated record. Gene Ontology annotation, molecular function: lipid-A 4'-kinase activity; ATP binding. Gene Ontology annotation, biological process: lipid A biosynthetic process.